CAUAUGGCAUGUUAAUGAAUCACGGGAAACAACCAUCCAAACAGAGUGUUAGGGAUCAAUUGAAAACGUUGAAUACAUUGAACUCCACCUCCUACUCUGUGGUCCAAGCUUAGUCACCGUCGGAUCUCAGUACACAAACUCUCACCGAUCUGAGUCAACUCGCUACUGACUCACAAUGGCGAGUCGUCGACUCAUCCUUUUACUUUCUCUCUCUUCUCUUCUUCUCUUCUCUCUCUACUUCACUGCAUCCGCCGGCGCCGUCGGAGCCGCCGGAUCCGCCGAUGACGACGAAGACCUAAGCUUCCUCGAAUCGGACGACGAAAACGACGCCGCACCGCAACACACUUUCCCCGAAGAAACCGAUGAUUUCGACGAUGAUGACGACGAGGAUUUUGAUAAUUACGACGAUUUUGAUGUCCCGUCGGCGUUUGAUAACGAGAAGGAUGAGGAAGAUGAAGGUCCUAAGGUCGAUGAUAAGGACGUCGUCGUUUUGGCGUACAGGAACUUCAGUGACUUCGUGGAUGAUAAUAAGUAUGUGAUGGUGGAGUUCUACGCGCCUUGGUGUGGGCACUGUAAGGAACUCGCCCCGGAGUACGCUGCCGCAGCGACGGAGCUAAAGGCUGAGAAUGUGUCGUUGGCAAAAGUCGAUGCCACAUUGGAAAAUGAGUUAGCGGAGAAUUAUGAGGUUCAAGGAUUUCCUACUAUUUAUUUUUUUGUUGAUGGUGAGCAUAAAACUUACAGUGGCCAAAGAACUAAAGAUGCAAUCGUGACUUGGAUCAAGAAGAAGAUUGGACCUGGCAUUUACAAUAUAACGACAACAGAGGAUGCAGAGCGUGUACUAACCUCUGGGAACAAAGUUGUUUUAGGGUUCCUUGAGUCCUUGGUGGGUCCUGAAUCUGAGCAGCUUGCUGCUGCUUCCAAACUUGAGGAUGAUCUUCACUUUUACCAGACGACGAAUCCUAAUGUGGCUAAGCUAUUCCAUAUUGAAGACAUUGCUAAACGCCCGGCUUUGGUCUUGCUUAAGAAGGAAGAAGAGAAAGUGGUGCAUUAUGAUGGUCAAUUCACCAAGUCUGCAAUAGCUAAGUUUGUAUCUGCCAACAAGCUUCCUCUAGUGACAACUUUUACCAGAGAAAGUGGACCUUCAAUUUUCGAGAGUCCAAUAAAGAAGCAGGUUUUGCUCUUUGCCACAACAAAUGAUACGGAUAAAGUAUUCCCAGCAUUUCAAGAAGCUGCCAAACUCUUCAAGGGAAAGCUUAUCUUUGUUUUUGUCAAUAUGGAUGAUGAAGAAGUUGGAAAACCUGUAUCAGAUUAUUUUGGAGCUACUGGAGAUUCUCCAAAGGUUAUUGGAUAUACAGGAAAUGAGAAUCCCAGGAAAUACAUUUUUGAUGGGGAGAUCUCCGUUGAGAAGCUUAAGGCAUUUGGAGAGGAUUUUCUGUCAGGCAAACUCAAAGCUUUCUAUAAAUCAGACCCUAUUCCUGAAAAUAAUGAGGGGGACGUGAAGAUAAUAGUGGGGAACAAUUUUGAUGACAUUGUUCUAGAUGAGUCAAAAGAUGUGCUUCUGGAGAUAUAUGCACCAUGGUGUGGGCAUUGCCAAUCUCUAGAGCCAACAUAUAACAAGCUCGCAAAGCACUUACGUGACAUUGAGUCUCUUGUUAUAGCCAAAAUGGACGGUACCACAAACGAGCACCCUCGGGGAAAGGCUGAAGGAUUUCCCACAAUCCUAUUCUUCCCAGCAGGGAACAAGAGCGCGGAUCCAAUCCCAGUUGAUGCUGACCGAACUGUGGUUGCGUUGUACAAGUUUAUUAAGAAACACGCGUCUAUUCCAUUCAAGCUUCCAAAACCAGCUUCGUCAACUACAUCAGAGGGUUCCGAAGCUAAGGAAGAUGCCAAGGUUGAGUCUAGCAAAGGAAAAGAUGAACUAUAGAAGUUACAUAGCCUACGUUUUUUUCUUUGUUAUUUUCCUAGCUUGUUGUAGUAGGACAAGAUAGAUUGGGCUAGAAAGAUAGCCACGGAACCUAUUUUCUUUUCUUUCCUUUUAUUUCUUCUUUUGAGUUUAAAGUUUUCUCCUCCCUCUAGUAAUGAUAUUGUUUUGAGAGGUUAAGGUAAUAUACAUCUAGCCGAAUUUUUACAACAUGUACCAAAACGAAGUAUAAUUUAUUGUACUUUUAUCCCAA
Lycium barbarum (goji berry) is the source of this 2174-nucleotide messenger RNA. RefSeq names its product protein disulfide isomerase-like 1-4. Lineage: Eukaryota; Viridiplantae; Streptophyta; Magnoliopsida; Solanales; Solanaceae. The coding region runs from base 176 to 1924 and encodes 582 amino acids. The transcript has 13 exons. Gene Ontology annotation, biological process: response to endoplasmic reticulum stress; protein folding. The record is from RefSeq and is a predicted model, not a curated record. Gene Ontology annotation, cellular component: endoplasmic reticulum. Gene Ontology annotation, molecular function: protein disulfide isomerase activity.